Molecule: messenger RNA, 2202 nt
Organism: Oppiella nova
Lineage: Eukaryota; Metazoa; Arthropoda; Arachnida; Sarcoptiformes; Oppiidae
Source: the annotation of a GenBank genome assembly
AUGGCAUCAGAAACGGCUGCAAACAAUGGUCUGAAAAAGAUUGAAGACGUCAAGUCUAUCGAUGAUUUAGACUUUGAUAAAUUGGAUCUACAAAUCGGUGACACUCCUAAAGACAUCCAGGAUCAAUGCCUACAACUGUGUCAACAGUAUUUGUCCGGCAAUUGGAUGGACUGCGAGGGCAAUGAGAGACUGACGGAUGUCAUCAUUUCGCUCAUAGUCUCCGACAAUAAGUUGGGCCCAAAAGUGUACGGAAUCUUUCCGACCGGACAGAUACAGCACUACUAUAAACACCGACAGUUCAAACCCGAGGAGCAAAAAGACCCCAAACUGGUGACCGAAGUGUUUCAGAAGUUGGCCCGAAUUCACGCCAUGGAUGUGCCCAUCAAACGCACAAAUAACGGGCUGUUCAACGAAUUGGACGACUGUUACAAAUGGAUGGCCGAUAAUAACGCCACCAAAAUGUUUGAUGACUACGCGUGCGAGUCAUUAAAGACAUGCGAUUUUAAGGGCGAAAUUGAAUUCAUUAAGAACUGUUCAACGAAUUGGACGACUACAUGCGAUUUUAAGGGCGAAAUUGAAUUCAUUAAGAAGAUCGCUGUGAAGACCGGGAGUCCCACUGUAUUCGCGCACAACGACUACCGGUCCAGCAAUUUGAUGAUCACUGACGACACCCGCAAUCCUGGCGACCAAAUAGUUGUCUGCGAUUACGAGUACUCUUCGUACGGCUUUCGUGGUCUCGAUUUCUCGCAAUUGUCUCGAGAGUGGGGCCGAAAACAGUUUGAUUUACUCACUGUCGACGGUCUCCCGCAAGAGGACUCGGUAUUCAAUCCGUUAAUUGAAAUCUAUAUCAAAGAAUGCGAGCGAAUACACGGCAAACAAUACUCCGAAGACCCCAUCAAUUCCGUGGAGCACAUCGGCCGAGAAAUCAAGACAUUUGUAUUAAUCGCACAAUUCUUUUGGGUGGUUAUGGUUAUGAAGGGUACGUCCGUUAAUCAAAAACUUGAUAAAGGUCUUAUCAUGGAAGUAAAAGUGAAAAAGAGUUUAAAAGACUUAAAAAGUGUGGAAGAGUUCAACUUCGAAGACGUGGAACUAAUUCGAGGCGAAGCACCAAAAGAUAUCAAAGAGAAAUGUCUGAAGCUAUGCAAAGAUUACUUAUCCAAGAGUUGGGAACAACAAACUCUCGAUACAAUUAGCUUCCGAAGACUAAGUGGAGGAAUGACUAAUCAGUUAUACUAUUGCGCUCUCAAUGAUAAUUGUGCCACAAAUGAGAGUGAUGUGAAAGAGGUUGCUAUAAGAUUGUAUGGCCCCAAAUGGUUUAAUAAUCUGGAUAAUAAUGGCAAUGUCAUGAAAAACGAGAGACUCACUGAUGUUAUCAUUGCGCUUAUGGUCUCACAGAAUAAAUUGGGGCCAAAAAUACACGGAAUCUUCGAGAACGGACAGAUCCAACAGUUUUAUGAGCACCGACAGUUUAGAUUAGAGGAGCAAAAUAAUGCUAAACUCUCGACACAAUUAUUCGGUGCAUUAGCUCGAGUGCACGCCAUGGAUGUGCCCCUAAGAAAGACAUCAUCCUGGUUGUUUGAAUUCUUUGAUGACUAUUAUACUAAGGGAAUGAAUGGCGAUACAAAGAAAUUGAUUGAUGAACUCAAUUGCGAGACAUUCAAGAAACACGACCUCAAGACGGAACUCGAAUGGCUUAAGAAGACUGUGGUUGCCAUCAACAGUCCGAUUGUCUUCUGUCACAAUGACUUCAGAGGCAGUAAUAUAAUGGUUACCAAAAACAAUAACAACUCCAACGAUGAGAUAGUACUUUGCGACUUUGAAUACUCGUGCUAUGGGUACCGGGGCUUUGAUCUUGGUACUAUUCUCGUGGAAUGGGGUCGUGCUAUGAACGAUGUAACAAAACUACACGACUUUCCCGAAGACUCGGCGAUUGAAUCACUGCUUCAGCACUAUAUCGACGAAUCGGUGAGAAUUUGUGGCCAAAAGUAUUUGGAAAAUAAAAACAAUUCAAUGGAUCAGUUGCUGAGAGAAGUGAAACUGUUUGUACUGAUCGGCAAUAUAUUCUUCAUUUUGUUUGGUAUACAAAAUGAUGAUAACAACGAACAGAUAAUGGAUAAGAAAGUAAUGAUGGGUUUCUCUGAUAUUUGUUUUAAAAACUAUUUCCAUCUCAAGAAUCAGUUUGUGGCCCAAAAUAUUUUUUAA